Scomber scombrus (Atlantic mackerel) is the source of this 1370-nucleotide messenger RNA. Its product is annotated as C-C chemokine receptor type 3-like. The transcript has 3 exons. Gene Ontology annotation, cellular component: membrane. The record is from RefSeq and is a predicted model, not a curated record. The coding region runs from base 74 to 1108 and encodes 344 amino acids. Gene Ontology annotation, biological process: chemotaxis; G protein-coupled receptor signaling pathway; immune response. NCBI's taxonomy places the organism in Eukaryota, Metazoa, Chordata, Actinopteri, Scombriformes, Scombridae. Gene Ontology annotation, molecular function: chemokine receptor activity.
UUCUCAGAGUCAGACAACAAGGAGAAGCUUCUCUGCUGGCCAGGAGAUUUCCCUGCUUACAUUUGAGGAGAAGAUGGCAAAGGUAACAACUGAUUACAACCAUGACAAUUACAAUGAAAGCGACGAGAAGCUGAUAGAACCAUGUGAUAGUGACAGUAUAAACUAUCUGGGAGCUCAAAUUUCCUACAUUUACUACUUCAUGUUUCUUAUCAGUCUGGUUGGCAACGGGCUGGUCCUGGUCAUCAUCCAUUGGUUUGAGAGGCUGACCACUGUGACCAACAUUUUUCUGCUGAACCUAGUGAUGUCCUCCUUGAUCUUCAUGAGCAGCCUUCCAUUCCAUGGAUUGUACAUGCAGCUCUCUAACUGGAUCUUUGGCAACGUUAUGUGCAAGAUUGUAGGUAGUGUCUACUACCUGGGCUUUUACAGUUCUGUCCUGUUUCUGGCUCUCCUGACCUUUGACCGACACCUUGCAGUCGUUUACUCCUUGGGUGCGCAACGAAUGAGAAGUCAACACUACGCGUUACUCUGCUGUGCUGUGGUGUGGCUGGUCAGCAGUCUGGCGUGCAUCCCAUCGAUGAUUCUAUACAGAACUUUUCAUUACGCCCUUGAUGACACAACGUUCUGUCAGGAAGUUCCUGGGAACUUGACAGAUACUCCUCUAAUCCAUCUGAGAAAUUCUGCAUUUUACAUUCAGCUUUUUAUUUUCUUGCUCUUUCCUCUGAUUGUUGUUGUGUACUGCUAUGUGAGGAUUGCUAUCACUGUCAUAUCAUCCAAGAUAGUUACCAAGUUCAAGACAGUCAGGUUGAUAUUUGUCAUUGUCCUGUUAUUUUUUAUUUGCUGGAUCCCAUACAAUGUUGUACUACUGACUGACAAUGGAAGUGUGGACUGUGAGGAAAGUAUGAGGAGGGGUUAUGCAGAACAAUUCACUCGUAAUCUUGCCUACAUUUACUUCUGCAUCAGUCCCAUCUUCUAUACAUUUGUUGGGAAAAAGUUCCAAAACUACUUCAGACAGAUGGUGGUAAAACGCUUCCCAGGGUUAAAGAAGUAUAUUUCUGUUGAUCAGGUCAGCAGAAGCAAUAUGUCCACAAAAAGUACACAAAACAAAUGAGCAGUGACAAACUCUGAGGAAUAUAAUGCUGUCUGUAGCAGAAGUAAAGCCAAAAUAUAAACCAUUACAACAUCCAUAUGUCAGUUAGCUACGCUCAAAACAAAGUUGCUUCCUCUUCAUCAUGACCACACCAUCAUGUGGUUUAGCUUAACAAAAGGAAGAGAUAGAGCACUGGUGGUUCAUUUACAAACUGGUUGGAAGACUUACUGUCCUCUAGUAGUCAGAAUUUGAUAAGUUUGAUAUGUCAGACCACACGUACACU